CAGUCCAUUGUUGUCUGCGAUUUUAGUUUGUUGUGUUUUGUUGAUAUUGAUAUUGAAUUUAAAACCCUUAAUAAUGGCCGAGGAAAUCGACGACAGUGAGUUUUACCGGGAAAACUUCAGUGCGGAUUCCGAUUGGGAGGUAUUCAACGCCCAACUCGGCGAAAUCCUGCAGAAAUGGGACUGCGCUGAAUCUGACGUGGGCAGGAGUCUCAAAUCUGAGGAAAUCUUUCGUUGCAAGUGGAAAGUGGAGAUGGAAACGUUGGACAUGCUUAAAAAUGGCAUAGAAGUGGAGUACCAUCAGGCCAUCCUAGAAGAUGAGGAACUAACCAAGGAGGAGAUCACGGAGAAUCCCUGCCUGCAGCGCACCAAUUGCCAUCAUGACCUCAUAUCGAAUGAAAAUAGCUUUGGUCCUCCCAUCAGAAGUUCCCAGGAUCUGCACAUCCUGGCCAGGAUCUACGGCCUCAGACGCUUUAUCGUCCUGCAUCCCGUGAAUCCCAAUCUCAACUACAUGAAGUCCACCUCGGAGUUCAAUUUCUUUCUCAGUGCCGUGGCCGUGGUAUCCGCUGAAGUUCAGAGCGUGGUUCCCAUCUUUGUGCAGAUCUACGAUCCCAAAUGGAACUUCUACACGGGCGUGGCCUUAGCUCCUGGUUUGAGGACCAAUUUCAGGCUCAUAGGACUGGAGAAGGCCCCGUCCGAGUGUCGGUUUCUGAUGGGUCUGCUCACUUUGUUCAGGGAAAAGGUACCCACGUCGUACUCCCAGGCGGCCAUGAUCUCUGUUUGCACCACCUAUGCUCUGGACACCAUGCGCAUCCGCAUGCCCAUGUAUGUGCCCUUUGAUCGUGGUCUCAGCUCUGAGGACAUUGUGGUCGACGGCGAGGUUUCGCCACUGGAACUUCAACAGUUCUAUGCCUUACCACAUGGCUACACACCUGAGUCCUGCACGGAAAUCUAUCUGGUUUACACCUGGCCGGAGUUAUCCGAACACGUGGCCUUCGACAGCGAGCAGAGAACAGAUUUUGUGCCCUCCAAAGCUCCGCUCGGCAAGAUUUACCUCUCGGUUGAGGCCUCAUCAUAUCUAUCCUGCUGCCUGCGGGAUUAUCAGCAUGUGGCCGGAGUUACUAGAUCCCUGGAGUCCUUUGUGGGCAGAAAUUUCUCGGGCACUAGCAGCGGAGCUGAAGCAGGAUCUAAUCCUUUGGAUCGAAUCACGGAACACAAGCUCACCACGCGCAGAGAUCGCCCUUACGAGUUGCCCUCACAGGCGGGGUUAACCAAACGAUUGCCAGGUCCCAUGACUGAAAGCGAGUUGAGCGAACUUUUGGCCUAUCUCUUCCCCGACAUGCAUCCAGAAAUGGCGCUGUUUCCCUACGCCAAAAAGAGCUUCAAGGAUAAGUUCGAUCCCAUGAGAAUCAAGAGCGCCGUUCCCAAUUCUUUGGUUUGCCGUCUCAGUUGUCUUUUGGCCACCUGCCACGCCCACUUGGGCAGCGUAGAGGGCAUGGCACAAGUGUGGGCGGCCUUCACCCGCCAACUUCGAUUAUUGUGGGAUAAUUCCUUAACAGUUCCAGGAGUUUCCGCUGGCUUUCCCGACACGCGCACCUGCCUCCUCCACCAAAAGCUGCAGAUGCUCAACGUUUGCGUGAAACGUCGCGUGCAACGGGAGGCGAAUAGCAAACUAAAAUCUGAGGGGAUGGUGAGAAAAGUCAGUUCCGAAGAGGAGGAGGACGACGAGGAGGACGAGGGCGAGUUCUUCGACUGCGAUGAUCUGACUGCCGGUUCUGGUGCUCCCACGAAGGCAGUUCUUAGCCUAAAACCCGAGGGUCGACUGAGCCGUUUAAACAAUGAGCGAUUGCUGGAGGAACCGGAGGAGUAUAUAUAUGUCCCACAGACCCAGGAACCUGUGCCAAAAACCGAAGAUCAGCUGCAGGACGAUGCCGAGGUCAUGCUGAAAUUGGGACCCGGUUCCGGCUUGACCACCCAAAUGAUGUGCACUUCGUUGCUAUCCGACAUGGAAGCCUUUAAGGCCGCCAAUCCCAGGGGCAUAAUGGAGGACUUUAUUCGCUGGUACAGUCCCAAAGAUUGGGAGGAGGUCACUGAUGAAUUGGGUGAGGUGAAACAUCAGUUAAGCGUAAGAAUGACUACUGAGGGCAAUACCUGGCAGAAAGUCUGGGAACAGGCCCAAGCGGUUCCUAUAACCAGACAGAAAAGACUAUUCGAUGACACCAACGAAGCUUUAAAGGUACUUCACUAUAUGGAGACCCGUAAAAUGCACGAGAUCUACAAUCUGACCAUAGUUCCCUUACUACAUUCGUCUAUAUUGAAACUUAUAGACAUUCUAAGCAAUGCCGACGUAGAGGAUUUAUUUUGCUCACAGAUCGAGCGACUUCUCACCGAUUUGUGUCGACUGUCACGCUCACAUUCUGAUCAACUUCCCCCAAUAAAACCAUUACUAGAUGACUUGGCUGAACUGGAACGUCGCUUCUACCAAUUCAAAUGCUUCGAACGGCUUUCGGGAUAUCCAAAAAAGAGCUCUCUUCGCCAAGUUAAACUUCAGUUCGAGGAAAUCCUUCGCAAUGAGAAUUGUUGCACAAUUGUAAAUCGAAGACUGACGGCAGCUGGAGAUGGCACUUUAUACGAUGUACUCAUACCCAAGCUGGAGCAGGAUAUGGCUGAUCGGCUGAUUAGCAAGGAUUAUAUUAUCAGACUGGAUGGCGAUACGAAUAGCACAGAGAAGGGAUUGUACUUGGGUCCGCAGUUUAUGAGGGCCAUUGUCACCGGCGAGAAACUGAGACUUUGUGGAGCUUUUACCGAAAGUACAGCUUUUGUUUAAGAAUGGGAAACUAUUGUGUAAGUGAUAAAUGUUAUCUUUUAACGGAUUUAAUCAUUGAAGAGCAAAUCAGGACAAGAAUAAUGCUUAGUAAACUGAACGAUGAAUCAAAAUAGAAACCAUUACGGUUUUGAAUAGAACUAUUUGGAAAAGACAUGCAUUUGCUUCUUAAAACUCCAGGCAGCACAAAAAAUAUUUAAAUAUUAUAAAAUAAUAUUAGAAUGAAUAAUUUAUUAUGCUACUCAAAUUGGUGUUAUUGGUGCUAUAUGAAGAAAAUAAAAAAUGCAAUUAAUCAACUUAA
Drosophila rhopaloa is the source of this 3122-nucleotide messenger RNA. It is a transcript of the gene Rab3GAP1, whose product is annotated as rab3 GTPase-activating protein catalytic subunit. The record is from RefSeq and is a predicted model, not a curated record. Lineage: Eukaryota; Metazoa; Arthropoda; Insecta; Diptera; Drosophilidae. The coding region runs from base 74 to 2824 and encodes 916 amino acids. The transcript has 5 exons. Gene Ontology annotation, molecular function: GTPase activator activity. Gene Ontology annotation, biological process: positive regulation of GTPase activity.